Molecule: messenger RNA, 5396 nt
Organism: Aquila chrysaetos chrysaetos
Lineage: Eukaryota; Metazoa; Chordata; Aves; Accipitriformes; Accipitridae
Gene: ABHD18
Product: abhydrolase domain containing 18
Exons: 8
Coding region: 1776-2663 (295 amino acids)
Source: RefSeq, a predicted model, not a curated record
AUUGCUGUUACAUUCAUGGAUACUGUCUUUCAAAAUACCACUUUUUUUUUUCUCAAGAAGCUCAAAGUAGUAUAAACUUUGAUAGCUUAUUAGGGAAAAAAAAAAUCCCAAGCAUGGACCACUUGUUAACCUGUUAAUGUGAAAGUGUCUACCCUUUGCUAGACUGCUUUGUCAUUUUUUGUGUUAAGAGAUCACAGUGAUGGGGAAAGUUUGCACAAGGUGAACUUGCAGUAUAGAGUGAGAUGCAAGCAAGUUGUGUGAAUGCAAGUACCAGUUUACUUUCCUGAUUCACAACUGUGCAUGUACAAAUGCUGCAAUUGUAUUUCAGUCAACUGUGAAUAAUCUUUGGACAGACAGUGUAUUUUCCUGUUAUAAUUGCUAAGAUUUUGCUUUUCCAAGAUAUUUUAAGGAUUUAAAGUCAGAUGUAAAUAAAUCUGGUGGUGCUUGUUUGUUAGUCAGUGGAAACUAUGCAAUAUUCAGUAUUUUAUGGGACUUACUCCCUCAGUCACUUUCUUAAAUGUGAAUUUAGAAGCCUAAUUAGGCAGUCCUGGUUUUUUGCUUUUCGUAUUUUCCGAACCACUGGAGUAUAAACAGAAUUCAACAGGAUAUGUGUCCGAGGCAAAGCUGUGGUUUUAGUCUACCAGUAUUUCUUAAAGUCCAAAUAUGAGUUGGUGUUUUAAUCCUUUUUAGUCCUAACUUGGACAUUUAACAUGAGUAGAACAUGCAUAGAAGGUGAUUUGUUUUUAAACCUGUCCAUUCUAUUAGGACUUCACCAGGAGCACUGUCUCACACUAAAGCAUUUUAGAUUUUCUAGAUUUUAUUUGGAUUUCCUAAAUCCAAAAGCUUAAAAAAAUUACUUUUAAGGAUAAAAUUUUAAUUCAAAAAUAGUUUCUAGGUUUUUUUCAAAGCAGAUACUGUGUUUUAUUUAUUUUGACAUAAGAACCACUGUUUUAAAGAAAGUGAAUUACAUUUACCAACUAAGAUGAUGGUUGUAAAAUUGCUUUUUUUGGUAGGAAAACUGCUUAAACAUAUAUAUAUUUAUUAUUGCAUUUUAAAGUGUAAGAUUAUAGGAAAGUGACAGGAGAGAGUGUGUGCUGGAGUAUGUCCAUUGGUGGUUUUUUUCCUAGUUGCUGAGCAUUUAAUGCAGAAGAAUAAAUUAAAUAUUUUGGCAAGGAUAUUUCUAACUCUGUUCUCAGUUGUCUAGCUUGACAGCUUAGUCUAUGCAUGAUGUAGAGAAGAGUUGAAAGGGGAGUGCUCAGUCUAAUAACCCAACCAGUAAUUGUCACUCUUCGAUACAAGGUUACAAAGCAGCAGCAGCAGUGGUUUUAGUUAAUAUGCUAGUAACAGUGUUUAAUAAAUGCAGCAGCUGGAGAGGGCUGAGGAAUCUCGUAACAAAGCUGUAGGAAAGAAUUACAUUAGCUUAUAAAUACUGGUCUGCAGCAAUGUUCAUUUCUCCUGUGGCUUGCACAGUAAGCUUUGUCCUUGUGCUUCAGAGUGUCUCAAAUGUGUUUGUAUGCUGGCAGAAGAGGGCAGCAGCCUUUUGUAACCUGACUGUGUGAUACUGAAAAUACACGGUCCCCCUCCCCAAAUUAGAGUACACUACAUGAAUUUCUCAGUACCGUGACAAGCUUCCCACUUUACAAUUUCAGUCUUACAGUGACACUGAUGAGUGCUUCCAAAGCUGACAUACUGAUUGCUCUUCAAAUGUUGUGUGCAAUUUUUCAAUGAUAUAAAACAGACGGUCAUGUUUAAAAAAUGUCUCGGACCUGUUUGUGAUGGGAGGAGCUCUUGUUCUAGAAUCGGCAGCUCUUUUGCACUGGCUAGAGAGAGAAGGCUAUGGACCGCUAGGGAUGACUGGAAUAUCCAUGGGAGGACAUAUGGCUUCACUGGCAGUGACAAACUGGCCUAAACCGUUGCCAUUGAUUCCGUGUCUUUCCUGGUCAACAGCUUCUGCAGUCUUUACUACGGGUGUGUUGAGCAAGGCAGUGAACUGGAGAGAGCUAGAGAAACAGUACUUUACACAAACUGUUUAUGAAGAAGAAAUCAUUCAGAUGCUUGAAUACUGUGGUACGGAUUCUUUCAAGAUGGGACAAGACUUUGUUAAAAACUUCCCUGACAGUGUGGACAGUCUGGAGGAUGUGGAUGUGACUUCCAGAAUGUUUGACCUUGAUUCCUCAAACAAGACUGUAUCUAAAGAUGAUGUUCACAGCUUUACCGCAAAUAGAAGUACUCUAAGUGCCUCAUCAGAAAGACUCUUAAUACAAGAUGCUCCUAAAAUGCAGUGCAUAAAUCAAACAUUUUCAACCAGUAGCAAUAGCAAUAAAAACUUAACCAGUGAACAAGGACACAGGAUAAAUAAAAGAAGGAGGAGUGACACUUUACAGAGAGAAUCCUUAAGGUUCAUGAAAGGAGUAAUGGAUGAAUGUACUCAUGUUGCUAACUUCUCAGUUCCAGUUGACCCAAGUUUAAUCAUAGUUGUACAAGCUAAGGAGGAUGCAUAUAUUCCUCGAACUGGGGUGCGCAGUCUUCAAGAAAUCUGGCCCGGAUGUGAAAUUAGGUAUCUGGAUGGAGGUCAUGUCAGUGCCUACCUCUUCAAACAAGGACUCUUUAGACAAGCGAUUUAUGAUGCAUUUGACCGCUUUCUUCAGAAAUAUGCAGUUUAAAAAUCUUCAUAAUAUAUUCAAACUGAUCUCAUUUGUACUUCGCUUACUGGAACUCAUAUUUGGAAAACAAGCCUUUUGCAGCGUUGAGUGGAUGGUCACUGACUUUGACUGUUGUAGGUAACAACUAUCAAAAAUGGUGAAGUACCAGCAUUACAUUCAUUUCAGCCAAAUGCCAUUCUGACACACUUGCUUCAGCUUUAUCUGUGAAAAAACAAUGGCAGCCUUUUUUAGUGCACGAAUGGUUCAUGUACUUCAUGUUUAAUCACCUUGUGUAUUCCUUUAAUUCUGAAUAAAUUCUGAAUUGUGUACCAGUUGAAAACAGACCAAUCUAAAUAUUGAAAGAAUGUAAAAUUUGCUGUAGGGCUAAGAUGCUCUCUUGAGUUUAGUGUAUUUCUAGUUUGUUCCAGGUACCUUGGUUUCCUCUUGCUUCCUCGUCCCCUUUCUAUUCCUACUGUGUUGUACUACGGCUUUGCCAGCACUCAGCCUCUUAUGUUUGUCACUGAUUUUCUCUAUUAUGAAUUGAAAAUGAGCUAUAAUAGAAGGGGCAGCAUCAAAUCUUGCAAAAAGAGACUUUCAAAAUUCAAUGAAGAGUGAGAGACACAUUUUCGUUCAAUGCGUCCCUGAGAUUUUUCUGCUACUGAAUUAAACUGUGCCAUUCCAGAAAAUCAUGUAGCAAUUCAUUGGUCAGUUUCACAAAAUGGAAUAAGUGAAAACAGAGUGUCUAGUGAUUAAUUGUUUACAUUCAUUCAGUUGGAUAACAUAAACUUUUUCUUCUAGAAUUUUUUUUUUAGAAUGCUAGAGGAAAUAAAAAUGUAAUCAUUUUUCUUUAGAAGCAGUGGCACAGAGUCUGAUUCUAAGCAGUUAAAUCAACAGCAGAUUUUAUGGUGCUAUAAGGACCUGUUGGAAACAUUUCAGCAGAGGUCCUUUUUAAAGUGCACUCAGUGCGGAUAUGCAAAAUACAGUUUCACUGUGUAAUAUUAAAAAUGUAUGUGAGACAAAGGGUUAUCAAAACAGUUCUGUUAGCUCCUUAUUUUUCAACACUGUUUUUUUUAAUUGGAUGAAAAAAAAAAAUUAUGAACGCAUUUAAGAAAAUCCAAAGUUGUUUCUUCUUUUGGGAUCAAAAAUGCCAACAAAUUACAGUAGAAUAAAAGGUUGUCAUGCAUCAGCUGUAUACAGUAUCUGUCCACAUCUGAUUUUGUGGUAAUCUCCUGUAACAUUCUUUUAAAGUUACUUUGCAGAGAAGUUGAAAACUGAAACACUUCAAUAUUAAUUUUAGUACAGUAAUGACCAGAGUUACACAAAAACAAACAGAAAAACCCAGCCAUUUUUCAUGAUAUGUGACUUUUACACCUUUCAAAUCAAGCACUUCAUUGAUCUCUGUGGUUAGUGUAAUGGUUUUCAAUAGGCAGAGUAUGAAGCAAACAAAGCUCAGUUUAUAUAAAUAUAUUCUCUUGAAUUUUAGUCUGGCAGACAGGACUAGUACCUGGGAGGAAAUAAUGGUUCACUUGAAAAUCAGAUAAGUUCAGGUAAAACUGAAGUGCAACAAUUUGUAAUAACCCAGAUUAUUUAACAUACAAAUGUACUGAAAAUUCAAAAGAAGUUGUGUUCUGUUGAAAGUUAAAUGGCUUGUUUCAAGUGUUUUUUCAUCAUUUUAGACAGUGUUGCUUUCAUAUAUAUUGGGAGCAAAUGUGAAGUGAGCAGCAUGUUUAAAUAUAGUGAAACAAUGUUGGAAGGUUUGAAAUCAAAUAUAAGUAAGCUCACAAAUUUACAGUUGAAGGCUUGAAUACUAUACUAAAAGAUUUAUGGGGUUCACAUUUUACAAGCUCGUUCAUCAACUAAGAGUGUUUUACAAGACCAUUAUCUGCUGUUCACCAGCUUUUUUAGAUCUCACAUUUUAAAUGUGUUUGUGUGCUUUGUGUCCUGUUUCUGUUGCAGCUACGAGAAAGGGAGAUAACUGGUGGCAAGGGAAAGGGCUUGAAUAAAUGGAAGAGAGAGAAAAGACAGAUUUUGCAAGGCAGGGAGUAAGUGCAAAAAAAAAAAUCAACUUCUCUAUGCUACGAAGUAUAACAUGCCAAAGUAAAUAUUUUCAAAGCGCACAAUACUAGGAAUUACACAACUGAUGGGAACUUGACAUCCUGAGGUUAGUGUUCUGAUGAUAUUACUAACGAGGUUUAACUUGCCAAAAGGGCAUACUAUUCACAGAAGCAGAUUCAUGCUAAUGUAAUCCUGUUCGUGAGACUGUCUUUUGGGAUAAGUAGUGAAAGACUGGUCUCUGACAAGAAUGAGAAAUCACACUUUGCUAUGUAACUAAAGUAAUGUUGCCAAAUAUGAAAGCCCAGUAAGAAGCAUUUAAGAAAUUUCUCAGGUUAGAAUAACAAAAAGGAAAAAACGAGCUCUGUGGUCUAUUUCUGCCAGUUAUCAGACACAGAAAGCUAUUACCUGGCCUGUGAAGGGGGAAGUCUUGCUAUGUAAAUGUUUUUAACCUUUGGAAAAUUGACUUUUUAAAUCAGAUUUUAAGGUUAAAUCCUAAGAAAGCAUUAUUAAUAAUCCAUUUUGAUGUUAAAUGAGAAUGUGAUUUUAACCCAGCAAUUGCAUGAGAAAAAUACUGGAAUAAGGUUCCUGCACUAAAUCCAAAUAGCAGGUAAGCCAUUCUGUAUGUCUUAAAUUUAUUGUAAAACUGGCCUUGAUCAUUUUUUGGUUUUAACGUUUUUCAAUAAAAAUCCUAAAAAACCA